CUUUCCAGACUUUCCUUUCCCGACAACCCUCUGCCCCCUGAGAAAAAAAAAAUUGUAAUUGUUGUACUAAGUUUUAGUGUUUUACCCAUAAAGGAGGGAAAAUAAUUAAGCAGACAUGGCAGAUAGUGUUGUGAGUUUCCUGUUGGAGAACUUGACUCAGUUGCUUACCCAAGAAUCAAAAUUGCUACUUGGAGUUAAGGAUCAAGUCAGGUCACUUGAGAACGAGCUGUCUCUGAUCAACCUCUUCCUCCAAAAUACUGAAGGCAAACGACGAGACGAAUUGGUGAAGGAGGUAGUCAGCCAAAUUAGGGACGUAGCCUAUGAGGCUGAGGAUGUUAUUGAUACAUUCAUCAUUACUGUGACAGAGCACAGGAGAAGAAGCAAGCUGAGGAAGUUAAUCCAUUCAUGUGACCGAGCAAUUACGUUUCACGAGGUUGCAAGCAAGAUAGAGCGCAUCAAGAGCAUCAACAAGGAAAUUAACGACAAUAGGAGCAAGUACGGCAUAGAAAUUGCUGAAUCAUCCGGAGGAGAUGCAGAAGCAGAGGGGAUACUGCACAGGCGCAGGAAACAUGUUGAGGAAGAUCAAGUAGUGGGCUUCGUUCAUGACGCUGAGGUAUUGGUGAAGGAGCUUAUGGAAGGGAGUUUGCAACGGAAUAUUGUUUCAAUCAUUGGCAUGGGCGGCUUAGGCAAAACCACUCUUGCUAGGAAGAUCUACAACAACAAUGAUGUCGAGAAUUCCUUUGAUUUCCGUGGGUGGGUUUUUGUCUCUCAAGAAUAUAGAAUCAGAGAGCUGUUGCUUGAAAUUUUGAAGGGACUGACACCACUGCCAAGAGUGAUGUGUAGAGCUGAAUUGAAAGAGAAAUUACUCAGUGAGUUGGAAAUUAUGUAUACCUUGAAUGAGGAAAUAUUGGACGGGACACAAAUUCUGGACCUUAAACUUAUCGAGAAAAUGAAUGAUGAAGAAUUCAGAAAGGCAUGGUCUAAGUUCUUGGAAAGCAUAAAAGUGGAAGAUGGUUGCACCGAUAAAGAAGAAAAAAAAGAAGAAAAAGAGAAAAAAGAAGAAAAAAAAGAAAAAAGAAGAAGAAGAAGAAAAAGAAGAAGAAGAAAAAAAGAAGAAGAAGAAGGAGAAGAAGAAGAAGGAGACGAAGGAAAAAAAAAAAAGGAAGAAGAAAAAAAAGAAAAAAAAAGAAAGAGAGAGAUACUAGAUUUGAAAAAUUUGUUGUCGGACUUCGUUCAAAAUUUUUACAAGAAGAAUGGUGUUAAAUUGCAAGAUAUGACAGAUGAUGAAUUGAAAAGUGUACUGCUUGAAAGCUUGGAAGACAAGAGGUACUUAAUUGUCAUGGACGACAUCUGGAAAACUGACGUAUGGAUUGAGGUAAGUCCUGCCUUUCCGAAUAACUCAAAUGGGAGUAGAAUAUUGAUCACUAGCCGAAUAAAAGAAGUAGCAUUACAUGCAACUAGUGUUAAUAAUGGUGUUCCUUCUAUUGUCCCUUAUGAACUCCCAUUUCUUAAAGAAGAUAAAAGUUGGGAACUCUUCCGUAAAAAGGUAUUUUGGGAAGGUACCUGUCCUCCAGAACUAGAAACUCUAGGUAGACAACUUGUGAAAAGUUGUCAUGGUUUACCACUUGCUAUUGUAGUAUUGGGAGGUCUUUUGGCGGGUAAGGAGAAAACACAUCGAAUAUGGUCAAAAUAUAUGGGUCAUGUCAAUUCAUAUUUGACUGAAGAUGGAUCAAUAGACAUAUUGGCUCUAAGUUACAAUCACUUACCCCGGUGCUUGAAACCAUGCUUUCUAUAUCUUGGAAUCUACCCAGAAGACUUUGAGAUACCAGUGAGGCAACUAAUCCGACUUUGGAUAGCUGAGGGAUUCAUACAGCAAAUUGGGAAUAGAAAUAUAGAGGAUGUUGCUGAGGACUACUUGGAGGAACUCAUUAAUCGAAGCUUGAUUCAAGUGGCAGCGAAAAGGCUAGAUGGAGGAGUCAAAUCAUGUCGUAUCCAUGAUCUUCUGCGAGACCUCUGUAUAUCGGAGAGUUCUGGAGAGAAGUUUCUUGAGGUUGAUUCAAAUGUUAACCUUUCACCAAAAGGCAAAUCUCGGAGAAUUUCCAUCCACUAUGGCAACAAUCCGAGCCCUUGUAAGCCUUCAAAUAGUCGCUCUAUAAUAGUUUUCAAGGGGGUUGUUGAGCAUGAGCGUCCUGUUGAUAAAAGCUACUUGAAAUGGAUUUGCACAAGUAACAAGUUGGUUCGGGUGGUAGAGCUCAGAAAUAUAGGCAUUUGUUGCUUAAUCUCCAAGGGAAUUGAAAAGCUGGUCCUACUGAGGUACUUAAGCAUUUCGUCUAGUGAGCUUCAUGUCAUUCCAAAUUCCAUAUGCAACCUUUGGAAUCUAGAGACUUUGGACAUGAGAAAUUCUGCAAUGAAAACAAAAUGCUUGCCGAAGGGGAUAUGGAAGUUACAAAGAUUAAGACAUUUGUACCUGGAUGGGCCAACAUCUCUACCUAAAACUAGAAAAGAAACUGCGGCUUUACCCAAUCUUCAAGUCCUUACUGGUAUAGCUAUAAAUGAAGACACCAAGAAUCAUCACUUUGCCAAGGCCAGAUUCCCUAACCUAAAAAAAUUAGGAUUGUAUCCUUUGAGAGGGUUAAAGUCAGGGAUAUUGUCAAGCCUCCGUCCCUUGUGUCAUCUACAAACUUUGAAGAUUUAUCAACGUUAUGAGUUUUCAAAUGAAUCAAAUCCAACUUCAAUUUGGUUGACCCUCACAAAAAUAACCUUAGUAGGUGCACCCGUUACUUCAGCCAUCAUGCGAGUGUUGGGUAGCCUUACCCAACUUCGAAUACUCAAAGUAAGAGGAUCUGCCGAUCAUCACAUCUCUGGUUUCCUCAAUUGCGAUGAAAGAAGUUUUCAGCAACUUGAAGUAUUUAAAAUGGCAUAUGUGGACGGUUCUGAAUGGCAUAUGGGGCAAGGUGCAAUGGCAAACCUUCAACGUUUGGUUAUCGAAAAUUGCAUUGGUCCUUGUCUGCUCCCGGACGAACUAUGGUGCCUGAGUGCCUUGCGGGAUGUGGAAGUUUUACAUCCCGAUAGAUAUUUCGCAGAGAGGCUUCGACAGUUGCAGAUGAGGGAUGGAUGUAAGCUCAAUGUCUAUCCACCUCUCAAUCCAAUUAAUUGAGAAAAAGUUGAUAAGUUGUGCUAUGCUUUGGUGCGGUGCUGAGACCUGAGGGGUCAAUGGUCGUUUGCUUUGUCC
This is a messenger RNA of Quercus robur (English oak), 3232 nucleotides long. RefSeq names its product putative inactive disease susceptibility protein LOV1. The record is from RefSeq and is a predicted model, not a curated record. NCBI's taxonomy places the organism in Eukaryota, Viridiplantae, Streptophyta, Magnoliopsida, Fagales, Fagaceae. The transcript has 2 exons. Bases 116 to 3157 code for a protein of 1013 amino acids. Gene Ontology annotation, biological process: defense response to other organism. Gene Ontology annotation, molecular function: ADP binding.